Messenger RNA from Cavia porcellus (domestic guinea pig), 3800 nucleotides. Its product is annotated as spermatogenesis-associated protein 31D1-like. The transcript has 4 exons. The coding region runs from base 28 to 3786 and encodes 1252 amino acids. NCBI's taxonomy places the organism in Eukaryota, Metazoa, Chordata, Mammalia, Rodentia, Caviidae. The record is from RefSeq and is a predicted model, not a curated record.
AAGCUCCUGCAGCUUCACCUUUGGAUUAUGCAGAAUGUUCUCUCCUUUCUAAAUAGCCAGCCUGAGCCAUGGCUGAGCUUUGGCUCAAUGUUCUUGGAUACAGAACCCAACUACACCUUUCUGAGUGCAGCAGGGUUGCUUUUUCUCCCGUUCUUGUGCUAUCCAUUGCUGAAACCAUGGUUACCAUUCCUCUGGAAAAACAAAGACAUCCAAAAGCCACAGCUCAGUGUCAAAAGGAGAAGUGGAACAUUGAGAGGUCAGAAGACAGGCCAGGGAGAAGCCGAGGAGUGGAGGAAGCUGCUUUCUAUUCUGAAAAGCCCCUCGGGCCAGCACCAUGACAUUACACACUUCCGACAACUGCUGUGUCCAGAUCCCUUCUGUAAGGUGUGUAAUACCACAACAGCUAAGGUCCGUCGUCUGCUCUCUCAGGCAUCCCUGGAAGAUGAUGCUCCCACUAUAUCUCAUUUGUCAUUCACUGCUUCAGUGAGAAAGCCAUCACUCACUCCAACCUCUGCCAUCUCUGCGAUUUCUGCAGGGCAGCCAACUCCAGCCUCAUUGACUGAACAGUCUCUGCUUCAGCCCUCCACUGCCCCACCUUCCCAGGUCACUCCUUUAGCAGAUCCACUUUCAUCCUUGGUGCUGAGUGACUCUGUGUCAGCAGAGCCCAACCCUCCCUUAGAUCCCAGAGUCCCUGUGGACCAAGUCCCAUCGGAGCCACUUACCACUCCCUCUUGCCUACCACAUCCUACUCAAGUAAAAGAAACUGUACUGCAACCAGAAGCCCUGCUGUGCGUUGAUGAUCGCUCUGGUGACUUGUCCACUGAUGACUUCAGUUCAGCAGAGGCCUCCUUUGGAGCACAAAGCACAGCUGACCAGGUAGAACCUGGAUCCUUAGGGGUUCCCAGAUCUGCUGAUCCUGCCCUCCUUGAGAAUGACAUCAAAAAAACAGAUGAUUUCCUGAUGUGCAGUGAACAAGAAAAAGAAGCAGAAUCUUUUGCAAAACGACAUGAGCCAGUCUGCCCACUGACUACUACAAGAAGACCAGAGUCUGCUGAGGAUCAGCAGUGCUCUGUACUCUCCUGUCUUCUUGAGAGCAGUGACAGCAAACGAAAAGACCUGCACAUGAAUCACAAGGUUACAGGUCCUAAAAACUUGGAGGAUCAGGUAGAGCAAAAAGGUAACCAGUUCUGCCAUCACCCAGAACUGCUUAGACAGUCGCUGAAUCCUCUUAUCAAUACUUCAGGUGACUGUUUCAGUGCAAUAGCGAAGAUCUUCAAAGCCUAUGAAGCUCCAGUCCUCCCACACACUCCUCCUCUUUUUUUGGCAGAGGUCCAACCUCAAAUCGUGAGGCAGUCUCCAACCCACCAUCUCCAUCUUGUACAGGCACAGGGCCAGCUUCAGUCCCUGUCUACAGUACUGCCAGAUCCUGCUCUAGCCCAGAAUCGCACCUGGGAAAUGUGUUUUCAUAGCACUCAGAGUGAGGUACAGUCUCUCACACUUUCUGAAGUUCGCCACCUAGAAUAUAAUAUGCUACCAAAAGUACAAGAAAGUGAGCGGUGUUUCCCCUCUGUGGUCCAAAAAUUCCAGGAAGACAUUGGUCCUCCAGCUCACAAGCUACCAUCAGUCACUGAGUCCCCCAAAGCCCAAGUGCCUGUCUCCAUCCUUCCUAGAAAACUCACACUCAGCAGUGAGCUGAGGGAAAAAUUCGAACACCAUUUUCAAAAGAAGCUCAUUGAAUACCAGUGGGGCUUGUUCCCCAGAGCUCCAUCAGUGGUGUGUCCCCUUCAGACACAGUGCCCUGUGACAGCUGAGACAAAGAGUAGUCAUGGAACCAACCAUGUCUCUUUGCUUAAGAGUCAGAGCAGCAAAGACCUCAAGAAUUUUGAACUGAGCCAAUCCAGGUUUCAUGAGAGCAUCCAAGAAACUCUUCCUCUCCAGAAGGGGGUGGAGAAGAGACAGGAGCACAGUCCAGAGACUGGCUCCAAAAACAAUCAGUUGGGCAGCCCACAAGAGGCUCCACAGAGUGUUCUGGGCUCUGACUCAGAGACAGACCCAGAGAGUCACCUGCAGAGGUUCAUAGGGAAAAUUUCACAGGCAUCAUGUGUGAGCUUAAGACAGAAGCAAAUUAUAAAAGCCUUAGAAGUACAUUUGUACAAGAAAUCUGAGGAAAUCUGUAAGGGUCACAUCCCUGAUACUGUGAACAUAUCAAGACAUUCCACCAGUUCAACACUUUCCUUAGCUGAAGAAUGCUCCAAGCAAAUACAAGAUGGACAUCUGGCAUCAUUGGAGGGUAAAGACAGCUACCCAAAUACUUCUCGGAAUAUUUCCUUCCUCAGUUACAGCAAAGAAAAGAUGUUGGAAGAUCAUAUUAAAAUUUUUCAUAGCAGAAAGAUGCAGGGACUUUCACACAAGGCCCAGGAAUCCACAGAAAUCUCCAUCCCAAAAAAGGAUCCAUCACAGCCCCUUUCUGAUGACCACAUUCCCUCAUCAGACACAAAUGUUUCUGGGCUGCAUGCUAAACCUGAGGUCUGUAAGCUCCUUAGAGAAAGUACCAGUGCUCUGCAGACAUGCAUUGUGAAAACACCAAAUUCAGUUUUGGACGGUCCUUGUCCUGCUACCUCACCUGUAGACAAGGAAGGACAGGGGGACCUGAGACAGUCACCCUCUUCUACCAUCCCUGAGCUUACUGGAAACAUCCAGACAUUAAAGGAUGGCACACAGAUCAUUUUGAACCUCCAACACAACAUAGACAAAGCAAGUCAGAAGCAGAAUUUGCAAGCCAAGAGAAGCAGCCCAAGGUUGCCCACACGGCUGACUGGGGCAGGACCUGAGAAAAGGGAGAAGAGAAUGAGCUCUGACAGUGACACAGAAAGGUUUCUGAGCCAAAUGACAAUGCAGUUACAAAAUUUCCCUGUGUGUAAGAAGGCUGGAGCUUUGAAAGCACAGGAGCUCAUUGUGCACCAGUCACAGCUCAGUAACGUCUCGACAAGCAGUAAGUCAGAAGGCAUCCCAGAAAGAGAUCUGAGUACAGGUAAGCCAGAAGCUUCUCUGACUACUGAAAGGUCUCCAGGAAGAACAGUAGUUCCCCAGGACCUCAAGCCAUCAGGCUUUCAAAAUCAGCUGUCUAGUGAGCCGAUGUUUGAAAUGGAGAAUGUGGAGCAGAGUCAGGCUCAGGGCCUUUCCGCUGAUGUGUCCCUGGCUUCCAGUGACUUGUCUCCCAAGACUUUAUUCCAUCAUGACCAAGGUGACUGCUAUGAGGACACAGCAACUUCCCAGGACAAAAUAAAAACCCACAUGGAGGAGGGGAAAGAGCCUCGGGACCCUCAACAUGUCUUACGUCAGUACCAGGACAAGAAAUUCCUCACAGCAGAAAAGAGAACACAUUCUCUGACACUGAAAAGAAGAGAUCCUGGUGGGAUAAAUGCAGGUCUGGGUGCAUACCAGGGCAGGGAGAGGAGCCGCCCUGACCAAGACACUACAUUGGAUAAGACUCACUGGAGCAAGUCCUCCCUAUCCCUGUCACUGGAGAGACAGCCUCCUCUUGAAAAUCUUUUCAAAAAUAAGAUGAAACACUACUUCCAAUGGUUUUGUCCUAGUACGAAAUACAGAAUGCAAGAAAGCUCCAAGGAGAAGACCAGCACCCCAUCCUCCUCUGCACUGAGCAGAGGCCUGGAGAAAGCAAGAGCUGGAUUGCCUGGGAACUCCAGAGACGGGAAAGUCAGCAGAGGCUUUGCAAAGUUCUUUAACCAGAAAGUGCAGGAAGAACAUUUUCUUCCCCUCAAAUAAUUUCUCCACUGUUA